Eucalyptus grandis is the source of this 1185-nucleotide messenger RNA. Its product is annotated as probable inactive poly [ADP-ribose] polymerase SRO5. The transcript is spliced from 5 exons. NCBI's taxonomy places the organism in Eukaryota, Viridiplantae, Streptophyta, Magnoliopsida, Myrtales, Myrtaceae. The record is from RefSeq and is a predicted model, not a curated record. Bases 1 to 1065 code for a protein of 354 amino acids. Gene Ontology annotation, molecular function: NAD+ poly-ADP-ribosyltransferase activity.
AUGGCACACUAUACGCAUCCAUGUCAGUCACCCACUGAACACACGGCCACUCCUGAAGCAGUAGCUAGCAAAUUCAACCGUCCGGCGAUUGAUCUCAACCGUCCGGCUCAGGAUGAUCCGAUGGACAAUCAGAAUCUCAAUUCGUCUGUCUCCGAUUGCAAGAUUACCGUCUCUGCCGGUCAAUCUGGCACUCCUCCAUCACUGUUCAUCGGUGAUGGGUUGAUGGAACUCGGCGAGGGAGACAAGGACUGCCGGCUUAUCAAGGAGAGAUUCAUCUCGAGGCUAGCUGCACUUGGGGUGCAAGUCACCUUGGUGGCAAUCCACAAGAAUUGCUUCUCUAGUGUCUCGGCGAAAGGACGGGCCCAAGCGUUUCAAGUUUACUCACAGGCAGUGCAGAUUAAGGGCAGGGACAACAACGCCAAUGUGAAGUACGCAUGGUAUGCUACCUCGAAGGAAGAGGUACUCAAGAUCUUGUCCUACGGAUUUGGCUUCAGUGGCAAGGCUGAGAACCACGGCUUGUAUGGUUGUGGAGUUUAUUUUGGUCCUUACGAUCGUCCCCUCGAAAGUGUUAAAUCCGCUCCUAUCGAUGAAGAUGGCUUGAGGCAUCUCUUGCUUUGCCGGGUUAUACUGGGGAAAUCAGAGCUUAUCAAUCCUAACUUGGAACAAUUUCAUCCUAGUUCGGAGCAGUAUGACUCAGGAGUGGACCACUUAUCAUCUCCUAGGAGAUACAUUAUUUGGAGCACUCACUUGAAUACUCAUGUAUCGCCGGAGUACAUUAUCAGCUUUAAAGCCUCUUGUUGCUCGAAAGGGUGCUUGACAACUCCGGAGAAUUCACCAAAAUCCACUUGCCCUUGGAUACCAUUUCCGAUAAUGAUUUCGGAGCUCUCGAAGGUCUUACCUCCAUCUCAUGUCAGUUUGAUCUCCAAGUAUCUUGAGGACUUCAAUGAGAGUAAGAUUCCAAGGCAUGAGCUGAUACAAAAAUUCAGGGAAAUAGCAGGGGAUAGGUUGCUGAAUGGAAUUUUUGAAAAAUUCAAAACUAAGCAAUCUGGAGCGUCAAGCAGCUGAUUAUGGGACCAUGGAUGGAUUGGAAUAUGAAUGAGAUGUGAGGCGUGCUAAUAAGAUCGGUUUUCGUUUUGAUGAGUUCCUAACACCCAACAGUGGGAGGCGAUGGUAUACAAGAUGUGG